This is a messenger RNA of Brassica napus (rape), 7544 nucleotides long. RefSeq lists its product as uncharacterized. NCBI's taxonomy places the organism in Eukaryota, Viridiplantae, Streptophyta, Magnoliopsida, Brassicales, Brassicaceae. The transcript is spliced from 10 exons. The coding region runs from base 2165 to 3223 and encodes 352 amino acids. The record is from RefSeq and is a predicted model, not a curated record. Gene Ontology annotation, biological process: meristem development; meristem maintenance.
ACAGAGGAGCCGUGUCUUAAUUAGGGUAAGGAAGAGGUGUUCCUUGUUGACACGCGUAGGCAUUUCAGAGGUCAGAAGAAGUGUGUUCCUUCUUCGUCGUUUCUCUCUCCUCUCUCUCUCUCUCUCGUGGAAAUUCUCUCCCGGUUGGAACCUCCAAUCCGAAGACGGCACGAAGAGACGAGAUGAAGCUGCGGAGGAGACGACAAGCUUCGGAGGAGAGAUGAGGUGAAGCUUAGGAGGAGAGAGCUUCUGGUAGUGAAAGCGGGUUGGAUUGUAUCGAUGGUGAUCCUGUUAAAGGUUUCAUGAUAAUGAGGCCUCUUUCAAGAUUGAUAGUUCCUUUUAGUCUUGAUUAAGUAGCAAGCUUACUGUUAUUUGACUCUCAGUAUCUUUUCUUUUAUAUGAUAGUUGUCUUAGAUAGCUAUGGAUCAGAUAGUUAACAUGAAUGAGUUUCAAGAGCUGGCGAAGCUGGUUCUCCCUAAGAUGUACUAUGAAUUCUACAGCGGUGGAGCAGAGGAUGAGCACACUCUCAAGGAAAACGUGGAAGCUUUCACUAGAAUCAUGUUUAGGCCUAGAGUUCUUGUUGAUGUGAGCAAAAUAGAUACGUCUACAAGCAUAUUGGGUUACCCUAUCUCAGCUCCAAUCAUGAUUGCUCCAACAGCAAUGCAUAUGUUGGCUCAUCCAGAAGGAGAAACCGCGACGGCGAAGUCUGCAGCUGCGUGUAAUACUAUCAUGAUUGAUAUCUCCAAAUAUGAAGAACUUUGAAGGUUUAUUUUCAACUGAACUCCAACCUAGUGAAGGUUCAGGGAUUGAAGCCUUGGCCUCUCGUGCACUUGAUGCUUCCUUUAGUUGGAAGGGAGUGAAGGUUCAAUGUUGAUGUCAUCAUCUCUUGCAUUAACUUUGCAGUAGCAGUAGGGCUUAAAAAAAAUCUCUAGAAGGGUAUGAAGGUAAUGUGUCUGCAUAGCUUAUCUCUCUAAUGUCUAGAGUUUUGUUGAUGUUUACAGUGUUUUUAAAAAUCCCAAAAAUAAAAGACUUGCAUUGGAGGUACUGAUUGUAGGUGUCUCUUGGUUGUGUCUUUUAAUCUCAAAAAUAUUAAGAGACUCAAUAAGAGGCUUUAGGAUAAUCAUGCUCUAAGAGUGCUCUAACAACAAGAAAUCCUCAUGAGUCUCUUGUCUUAUAUAAUAUCAAUAUACUUAAUUUUGUUGGUUAAAUUUAAAAGUUUAAAAACUGAAUCAGUGGGAGACAGACACGUAAGCAAAGAGUCUCUUUAAGUUUUGUUCACGUUUAUUCCCAAUAAAUUAUCUCUGUUUUUUUCCUCUCUCCUCUUUUAUCAUUUUAUUAUUUUUAUUCUUAAGGUGUAACUGGUUAUUCUUAAAAGGAAUAAUAGGAAUAAAAGGAAUGAUUUUUUAUGGAAUAGAAAAAUCUGGAAUGAUGUUAAAAAUGGAAUAAAAAAUGAUAUUAGAAAUGGAAUAGAGAUUCCACGCAUUCCAUUCAUUCACGGGAGUUUUGAAUCAUGAAUAAAAGGAAUAACUUUUACAAAUGAUUUAUUUUUUUGUUUCACUCCAAAACUGGAAUAGGUGGAAUUGUGUUUAAAAAGGUUUCAUGAUAACUGGUAACUAAUUUAUGGAAUCCCAUGGAAUGAUCUCAUUCCAAAUAAUUUUAUUCCAAAAAAUGUCAUUCCGGUUUCAGCCUUAGAGACUUGAUCAUGCUCUAAAUGCUCUUAAAGUUUAUCUGCAAACUAUCGAUUCUCAUUAUUCUCACUCUCUCUCUUACUUUUAUUUAUUUUACUGCUAUUUGUUUCUUGAGAAACUGUGGUUAAAAACCACCACUUAGAGCAGGUUUAUUGGAGACUCUUAAGUAGGGUUCUUAACCUAAUUACAAUUUAAAAAAAAAAAAAAAAAUAAAAAAAAAGAGAAGAGGCGUAUUUUAAUUAAGCAUGGCAAGCGACGUCUCUUGUGCACGUGUGGCAAAGCAAUUGGCUAGAGGAUUGCUUCCGUCGCGUUUCUUCUUUUCUUUCUCUCUUUGUUUCUCCAUUGAUGAUCUUGUAGCCGAGCUUCCUCGUCGUCGUCGUCAACGUGUCUCUGUUUCUUCAUCAGACGUAAAGGUUCCGUCUUUGAGGAGUUUCGCCAAUGGGUUUCUGUGUCCAAAUCGUAAGUUCAGAUCCUAGAUGCGAAAGAUGGAAGCUUUGCACGAACCCACCUGGAGAAAAGCUGGGAUCUUUGAAGCUAUCAAGGCAUUGACUUUCAAAAUCCGUGAAGACCCGUCUCUGAUUCAAGCCCUAGCUGAGAAUUGGUGUCCUGAGACCAAAUCACUCGUCAUUCCUUGGGGUGAAGCAACUGUAACGUUAGAGGAUGUGAUGGUGCUUCUACGGUUCUCUGUUCUGGGCUUCCCUGUUUUUGCCUCUUUGGAAAGCUCAGAGAUGAGACGUGCAGUGAAGAGGCUAGAGAAAGCAAGGACAAAGAUUUUAGGGAAUCGGAACAAUGGUUACCGCGUCAGUCAGUUGCAAUGGACUUUACGUUUCAAAGACAUAGAUGAUGAUGAUUCGUUGGAGCAUGAAGCUCUGGAGGAGCAGAAGAAGGUGAAUGUUGAAGUCUCCUAUCAGGUGCGUCAAUGUAUGAAGCAACUUGCCGAGGACAAAGUAAAGAGGUGGUUUUGCAACCCGUGUAGAAACUUCUUAUUGUGUGAGAAACUUGAAAAAGCUUUGGAAAAGAUUGAUAAACUAAAGAAACGAGUGAGGGAACUUGAGAUCAGAGAAGACUCGACACCAUCAGUCCCACCGUGCAGCAAUGGUGCUGGAGGCAGUUGGUUGUCAAGUGGAGAAAAUCAAAAUCUCAGAAGAUGGAGCAAACAAGGAGAUAGAAAUCCUCAAUCACUAGGAGGUUCUGUCUCAUGCAAGGAUGAUCUAAUCUCUGUUGGACCUGAUGGGAAAGGUGUAAAAAUCAAAGUGUUGAGAUCUAAACCCCAAUUUUCUGUGAGUUUUUGCUUCUUCUUAUCUCGUUGUUCUCUAUUGCAUAGGGGUUUUUUAUAUGUGUUUGUAUUCUUGUUUUGUCUCUGUCAGAUUUGUUGUGUCUUGUUCUUGAUUAUUAUGUAUGUUUGUGUUCUUGCUACCCUUCGGGAUUGUUUUAGAAUUAGAUUUUUCACAAUGUUGUGUCUUGUUUUGUUGUGUCUUACUUUCUUGUGUCUUGUUUUGUUUCUUUCAUGUUCUUCCUUUUAUUUUCAAUCAUAAUAUUUUUUUAAGAACCCUAUUGACUAAGAAUCCACUUAGCGGUUAUCCCAAUAAACAUGCUCUUAGGGUAUCAGCAUUGACACUCUCUUAAGAGUACCUUCCACAUAUAAUAUCAUUAUAAUUAAUUUUCAUAAUUAAAUGUUAAAUUCAAAAAUUAUUAGACCAAUAGAAAGAUGACAUGUAAGAGAAAAGUCUCUCAUAUAUUUUUGUACGUUUCUUGAAGAACAAUCGCUUCUGCAUUUUUCUCCUCUUUUUUUUAUCCUCUCUCUUAGGGUCCGACUGUUGAUCAUUCUAAGAACAAAAAGAACGAAUAAGAAAAGAACAUAGAGAAAUAAAAAUUGCAGGAAUGAAAAAGAAUAAUUGUUCUAUCUCAAAUUUAACAAGUAAUAAUUUUGUUCUUUGGUUCUCUACAAAAAAGGAAUGGUAGGGAAUGAGAAGGAAAAACUAUUCCUUGUGAAUUGUGAUUUUUUUUAAGAACAUUAAGGAAUGCAUUAUUCCUCAUCGUUCCUUAGUCACCAUUUAUACCCUUAUUUUUUCUCUUUAUUUCAUUAUUAAAUGGGUGAGAAUCUCUUCCUCGUGCCUCCACUGCGCCUGCUCUUAUGGUUUUAGUUUAGUAACUACCAAAGUAGGUCGAGUGGUUCGACCUGUAGAAUUUGAGGUGAUGAUGAUAAUCAUGACUACUUCAGCCAAACAUUUUUCAUUUAGGUUAUAUAACAUUAAGGUUUUAGUUUAGUAACUAAUUCCAAAGUAGGUCGAGUGGUUUUGACCUGUAGAAUUUGUAAGGGGAUGAUGAGAUAUCGUGACUACUUCAACCAAAUACUUUUCAUUUUGGUUAUAACUUAUAUAACAUGUGUUUCUUAUGUCCCAUUUGAUUUCUAUUAUUUCGUCAAUGCAUAAUAGCACAUUCAAUAAUAAAAACCUUAAAAUUAUUUCAAACAAAAAGUUAUUAUAUUAAAAUAAUUGUCAUAGAAUGAAAAUUUUAUUCAAAAAAUACUGAGUGAAAGACUAGUGGUAUUUAGGAUUUUAAUAAGUACUAGAUUCUGAUCCGCCCUUAAAAAGGGCGGGUAUAUUUUUUGUUUUACAUUUUUUAAAAAAAAAUUUAAUUUUCAUAUUUAUAUUUUUCUUUAUAAUCAUAUUUAUACUUUUCUUUUUAAUUGUGUUUCUCUUUGUAAUCCUAUUUAACAAAAUAAAAUGGGUUUUAUAAAUUGUGAUCCAAUGUAACCACGUUACCUUUAAAACACAAAACUAAUUCUAAAAUAUAGAAUUAGUGGGUUCGUUUACAAAAAAAAAUAUGGGGUUAGUGGGUUACAGUUAUAUUAUUUACUUAAUAGAUAAUAACUCUUUAAAUAAAAAAAAUAGUUGGAUCCUACUUUUAUUGAUUGGUCAUAUUGUUGUUUUAAUAGAAUAGAUAACAUUUAAUAAAUUUUGAUCGAAUAACCUAUUUCGGUCCCGUUAAAUUAAAUGAGUUUAUAUGAAUGUUUAUUUCUAUUAAAACCGUUAAACCCUAUUUUAACAUCUUGUUCUUUGUUAAUUGAUAAACUUAAUGUCUAUGUAAAAUAUUUAAAAUUUGAAUAAAUUAAUGUCUAGUUGAAUAAAUUCUAAUUUUUAGGUGAGAUGUAAGUUAUAAUUAGUUAAAAUAAUUAAAUAUACCAAAUUUUAUUAUUACUAAAUAUUAUAUUUUAAUAGUCGGUGAAAAUAGUAUAUAUCUUCUUUCAUAAUAUUAAAGGUGAAAAAAUGAAACUACAAUAAGUGUUUUUAUUUUGUAUUUCUUAACAAAUAUAAAGUGUCUGUGAUAUAAAAAUUAAAUUUUGUACUUUUUAACCGAGAUUAUAAGAAAUAAUUAGCAUACAAUUAUAGAAAGAUAUGUCAAUAAUGUAACUGUAUACAUAAUUAUAUAAAUAAUGUGUUCUAUUAAUAAAAUAAAAGGUUAAAAUUCUAAAAAGAAAAAGGUUUAGAUUAUCCAAUAACACACAAAAUAAAAUUUUGAUAGAAUCCUGUUGAAAGAAAGAAAGUAAGCAAACUUAGUUUUGAUAUAAACCCAAAAUUAUUUAUAUAACAGUUGCCGAAUAUAAAUAUUAGAAAGAAGUGGUGUGGCCAUCGAUAAUUAUGGAAAAGAGGUUACAAAAUACAUGUUUUGACCAAUAGAUGGUAGUUAUGGAAAUACAGUUUUAAUUUCAAUUCAGUUUAAAAGUAUUAUGUUUUAUUUUUUUUAGAUUUCAUAACAUAGAAAAACAAUUAUUAGACUCAACAUAUAUCAAUUGGUCAUACUUGUGUUUUAAUAGAAUAAUUUUUUUAAUUAAACAAUAACUUUAUUUUAAAUGGUGGCUCCCAAAUUUUAGGUGAUAUGAUGUGGUGGUUACAAUCCUCAUUGUGUAGUGGUUACAUUUAAAUUUCGUUUAAAAAAUAAAAACCCAACUGAUUAUUAAGCAAAAGGAAGGCGCAGCCGAUUAUUAAGGGAGAAUACGUGAUAUAAAUGAAGGGUGGUUACUGGUUACAUCGCUUUAUUAUAAAUUGAUGAAGUUAUACAAAAACGUAAAAAAUUUAAGUUGGACCCAAUUAAUAUCAAUUAGUCAUACAGGAGUUUUAAUAGAAUAGAUUUUAAAAUUUAUUAGAAUUCAUUAUCUCUUAUAAAUUAUUCAUUGUUAGAUAUUAUUUAAAAAUCUAUGAAUGGAAGUACUCUAACACAAAACAUCUUAACAGCUUAGUGGAAGAAGUUUAGAUGUCUUUUCAAUCAGAUAUCAUAUUGUCCCAAAAAUCAUUUUCAAACAAAGAACAAGAGAGAAGAGUUUUAAGUGUAUUUGAUCACAAAGUGGGCAUGAAAACAGCCUGACACUGAAAGAACAACAGAAUCUCUAAGGUAAAUUAUAAAUUCCAAAAAGAAAAAAUCAAGCACGUUCAUCAUGUGCUACUUAUUUUUCGUUUGGCAAAAUAGAAACGAAUCUUGAUAGAGACCUUAACAAGGCUACUUGUGGAAGCAUGCAUGAAAUAUACGUAUUUUGGGUUUCCCUUCGCCGGGUAAUAUUAUUGGUGGUUUUAUCCCUAGAGCAUAAAUGCAGAAUCAGAUUUAUUGUAUGUGGUGGUGAUAAAAAGGACAUGAAAUCCAGAUAGUUUGAUAUUUUAACACUCACAAUUUGAUAAGUUAGCUUACCAUGCCCAGUUUAGUUCUUGCAAAACACUAAUGAUUGAUUAAAGAGAAAUUACUUAUAAUGAGUCACAUUAUAUUUGAAAUGACUAGAAUAACUCAUAAACUUUUGCAAUUACUAGACUAACUCACGUGACUAAUGAAAGUACUAAAACCCCAUCCUUCCUUUUCAUAUUAACCUUUUUUUUUUUGAAAUUUCUUUUCAUAUUAGAUAAUUAUUUUCUUUUUCCCCUAAAAUAAUUCUCAAUCUCUCGUUAUCCUCUCAGACGAAAGAAACGUCGAAGACGAAGGAGGGUUCUCUUCACUUCCGUCUCCGGUGAGCUCUCCUCUGGGACAGGCUCCUUCCGUUUCGUCAUCUCCACCUCAACUCGCCGUCGUCUGUCAUACAAAAAGAACCCUAAAUCCGAUUUCACUUUUGUCAAAAUCCACCUUUCAAUAUAAGAAAAUUGAACCUGGAUGUUUCAGACAGAACAUAAUUGGCGUUACUAUCUAUGCUUCCUUAGGAGAGGAUGCUUUAAUUUACUCACUCAAUGUGGUUGGUGUGUUAGUUUGUUUUUGUUACGUGAAUUACAUGGAUGUUUCAGACAAACCAAUGCCUCGAGGGGAGAUUGUGGUUGGUGAUAACAGUGUAACAGCAGGUUACUUCAACAAUCAAGCAAAAACCGAUGAUGUUUACAAGGUAGUUGAGCAGAGGCAGCUUUGUUUCAAGUAAUUACGUUAACAACAUUAUGGUACACACAGACCCAAUAAACAGCUACUGUGUAGCUCUUGUUGUAGCAUCAUACGGAGCAUUAGAGAAAUGGGGCAGAGCAAGCAGGAGUUAAAUACAGCGACUUCUCUGAGCUAUGCGAGAACGGUGAUGCAGUAAACAAGGUUCAACAAUCUCUUACCAAGGCGACAAAGGUAGAAAAGAUUGAAAUUCCAGCAAAGAUAAAGUUAUUGCCGGAGCCGUGGACAUCAGAGUCGGGACUAGCACAGCUGCUCUCAAGAUAAAGAGGGAGAAAAUAAAGGCCAAGUUCAAAGAUGAACUCCACAAGCUGUAAAAAGUCUUAUCUAUUACUUAUGAGUUGGGACAAACUUCAUGUACUUAGGGUUUUGACUUUACUUUUACUAAUAAAGUUUGAUCAUGAUGGAGUUGUUUUCUCCUCUUUUAAUACAAUAAUUUUCAUUCCAACUUGA